UAGGCGGGAGAAGAGGAAUCUAACUCACUCAUUCGCUUCAUAAUAAAACACACAAAAUUCAAAUUUCAUUUUCAUUUUCAUUUCCAUUUUCUUAUUCUCACUCUCUCAUCAAUGGAAGAAUCAUCACCGAAGAAGUGUUGCUGGAGAAAAGAAGCAGAUUCGAAUCUGAAAAGACUUCACUCUCUUUUGUUCGCCGCCGAAAACCACCGCGAUUCCGAUGAUUACUCUUCCGCAUACAUUCUCUCUCUUCGUCUUCUCGGUUUUCUCGAUUCUCGUUCUCAUUCCGAAACCGAUCAAGCUUUCAUUCAACAUAUUCGGACUCAAGCCUUGUCUUAUCUUCAUACAGCAAGAAAAUCACUCACUCCGACCAUUAAUCGCCGAGCUUUUGAGCAAGCAAAAAGGUCUCCAGAGCCCGUUUUUAACACAACCGGAGAUAUCGAUAUUGACAAGAUACGGAAUUCUAAAUACUUUCAAGCUCUUAUCAAGCCGUCUAAAGAAAAAGACUGCAAUCAAUUGGUUGAUCAACUUGGGAAGCAAAACAAGACUGGAAAGGAAGCAUCAAAGGAAGUGGUGCAAGCUAAGUUAACAUCCAUGUAUGGGAAAAGCAGCUUGAGGACUAGUAAUGGUUCCAACAGUUUUUUCAACUUGAAAACUAACAGCUCUGAGGACUGCACAAUUAUUGGAAGGCCUCAAUCACUUCCCAUCCAUACAAAGGGUCCUGGUGUCUCGUCCGUUUUUGAAGUUGAAGGAGAAGAAAGAGCUUGUCGAAACACUUUUUCGACAAAACGUGCACACACGGAAAAUAAUAGCCCCAGAGUUGGUUAUUUCAAGUCACCUUCUAGCAAGGAGGAAGUUAAUCCCGAUGUUGCUUGCAACGAAUUUGUUACUGCCAGAACGAAGUUGGAAAUGGAAGCAAAGCAAAAGCGAGGUGUAAUGGGUUCACCCAGUGCACCUGUCUCACCACAAUGCGACAACAAUCCUGCUAACAGGCUAUACGGUGGGAGAUCAUAUGGUGUUUCACGACGAGGUGUCCGUGGUAAUUUUAUCCCCCCUAUUAAAUCCAAUGGGAGCAAUAUUGGAAAUAUAACUUCCCGAAUAGCUGGCAACAAGGGUGAUGAUUCUUUAGACGAGUCUACAAAGAAAUGUUUGGAAAUCCUGUGUGGUCCUGAUGGUGAACUUCCUGAGAAAUUGAGGAAUUUAGAACCUCGCCUCAUUGAACAUGUUAGUAACGAGAUUAUGGACAAAGAUCCUAAUGUACACUGGGAUGACAUUGCUGGAUUGGACCAUGCCAAAAGUUGUGUCAAUGAGAUGGUCAUAUUUCCUCUGCUAAGACCUGACUUAUUUAUGGGCUGCCGUUCUCCUGGGAGAGGUCUGCUUCUAUUUGGUCCACCAGGAACUGGCAAAACAAUGAUUGGGAAGGCCAUUGCUGGGGAAGCGAAGGCAACCUUCUUUUACAUAUCUGCAAGCUCAUUGACUAGCAAGUGGAUUGGUGAAGGUGAAAAGCUAGUGAGAGCCCUCUUUGGAGUGGCCAGUUGUCGUCAGCCAGCAGUAAUUUUUGUUGAUGAAAUAGACUCGCUCUUGUCUCAGCGUAAGUCAGAUGGUGAGCAUGAAUCAAGUAGACGGCUAAAGACACAGUUUCUUAUUGAAAUGGAAGGCUUUGACAGUGGUAACGAGAAAGUUCUGCUUAUAGGGGCAACAAAUCGUCCCCAAGAGCUUGAUGAAGCUGCACGGAGGAGACUUACUAAACGACUGUACAUUCCCCUACCAUCCUCAGAGGCAAGAGCUUGGAUCGCACGUAGCCUUUUAGAGAAGGAUGGAUUAUUCAAGCUAUCAAAUGAGGAAAUUGAUAUUAUAUGCAACUUAACCGAAGGUUAUUCCGGAUCGGACAUGAAAAACUUAGUGAAGGAUGCUUCUCUGGGUCCCAUAAGAGAGCAAAUAAGACAAGGUGCAAAAGUUGUGAACUUGGAAAAGGAAAAGAUUAGACCAGUAACUCUUCAGGACUUCAAGAUUUCCUUGCAACAGGUGAGGCCUUCUGUUUCACCUAAUGAACUUGGCACUUACGAGCAAUGGAACAAACAAUUUGGAAGCUUAGCAAUUUAGAGGAAUAUGUUCUCAUUGUAAAGAGAUAACAUACCAUAUCAACCAGAAUCAAAUUGCCUAAUUGUUGCCUAAAGAUACAAUUACAUUUA
Molecule: messenger RNA, 2189 nt
Organism: Medicago truncatula (barrel medic)
Lineage: Eukaryota; Viridiplantae; Streptophyta; Magnoliopsida; Fabales; Fabaceae
Product: ATPase family AAA domain-containing protein FIGL1
Exons: 13
Coding region: 112-2100 (662 amino acids)
Molecular function (GO): ATP hydrolysis activity; ATP binding
Source: RefSeq, a predicted model, not a curated record